Molecule: messenger RNA, 927 nt
Organism: Rhopalosiphum padi (bird cherry-oat aphid)
Lineage: Eukaryota; Metazoa; Arthropoda; Insecta; Hemiptera; Aphididae
Exons: 1
Coding region: 1-927 (308 amino acids)
Source: RefSeq, a predicted model, not a curated record
AUGGAAUCGAACAAUCUCAACUACGCCCGUAGAAAUCAGCAAGCGCUCCUCGCUGACGCUUAUCAAGGGCUGGUGGACCACGUCAACCAACAGCAUCACUUGGACGAGGCCAACCCGAUGGCUGUCGGCCGUAGAGUCAUUCUACCGUCGACGUUCGUCGGGAGUCCACGUUACAUGAAAGGAUGUUAUCACGACGCGAUGACUAUUGUGCGUAAGUACGGUAAACCUGAUCUGUUUAUAACUUUUACGUGCAAUCCUAGGUGGCCAGAAAUCACACAGAACGUCGAAAGAUGGUCUGCUCCAAACGACAGACCCGAUCUCAUAGCCCGGGUGUUCCACGCCAAACUCAAGGCCCUCAUGCGGGACAUAAUAGUAAAUCGUGUGUUUGGUAAUGUAGACGCUUAUGUAUACACUGUUGAGUUUCAGAAACGUGGACUGCCGCACGCGCACAUAUUGGUCAUCCUCGGCGAGGACAGCAAGUUGCAUACCGCCGAGGAUGUGGACAAUGUUGUGUGCGCUUCCUUGCCGGACCCGGCAACCGACAGGCGCCUGUUUGACUGUGUGAAAUUACACAUGAUUCACGGGCCGUGUGGGCAACUAAACCCUAACAGCCCGUGCAUGGUGGACAACAGUUGUUCAAAGAAGUAUCUAAAAGAAUACAGCGAAGAAACCCUCUACGCCUCAAACAACGGGUACCCGACGUACCGCCGACCGAACAAUGGAUCUGUGGCCUUGGUCAGACGACAAGAGGUGGGCAAUGAAUUUGUGGUCCCCCACAAUCCGUACCUACUGGCCAAAUACGAUGCACACAUCAACGUUGAGGUGUGCUCUACGAUUAAGAGUGUCAUGUAUUUGUAUAAAUAUGUGUACAAAGGCCAUGAUGCGGCUACUAUGGAAGUUUGGGACGGCGAUGAGAUAUUAAAGUAA